Molecule: messenger RNA, 2406 nt
Organism: Salvia splendens (bonfire salvia)
Lineage: Eukaryota; Viridiplantae; Streptophyta; Magnoliopsida; Lamiales; Lamiaceae
Product: beta-galactosidase 5
Exons: 18
Coding region: 91-2277 (728 amino acids)
Biological process (GO): carbohydrate metabolic process
Molecular function (GO): hydrolase activity, hydrolyzing O-glycosyl compounds
Source: RefSeq, a predicted model, not a curated record
CUUUAAAGCUGACCCAAAAUUUGUUUUAUGGCUCUUUAAAGCUUGUGUCAGUAAAUCUCCACAUUCUUCAUUACACUCCCAAAAACAAGAAUGGCAGCCGUUUCCAAAUAUUUUUUGCUGCUUCUGCUGCUGAAUUCGUUUGCGCAGCUCGCCCGCUGCUCCGUCACCUACGACAGGAGAGGCCUCGUCAUCAAUGGCAGAAGACAAAUCCUCUUCUCCGGCUCCAUUCACUACCCAAGAAGCUCCCCCGAUAUGUGGGAAGGCCUGAUUCAGAAGGCUAAAGAUGGAGGAUUGGAUGCUAUUGAUACGUAUGUGUUUUGGAAUCUCCACGAACCUUCUCCCGGAAAUUACAAUUUUGAAGGGAGGAAUGAUUUAGUUCGGUUUGUGAAGUUGGUCCAAAAAGCAGGGAUGUAUCUUCAUCUUCGCAUUGGGCCUUAUGUUUGUGCAGAGUGGAAUUUUGGAGGCUUCCCUGUUUGGUUGAAGUAUGUUCAUGGCAUUACUUUCAGAACUGACAAUGAACCUUUCAAGAAUGCUAUGCAAAAAUUUACUGAGAAAAUUGUUGGAAUGAUGAAAGCUGAGAGGUUGUUUCAGUCUCAAGGUGGCCCAAUCAUUCUCUCACAGAUUGAAAAUGAAUAUGGUUUGGAAAGCAAGAAUUUUGGUGGUGCUGGCCAUUCUUACAUGUCUUGGGCCGCAAAGAUGGCUGUCGGCUUAGACACUGGAGUGCCGUGGGUCAUGUGUAAGGAAGACGAUGCCCCAGAUCCAGUGAUCAACACGUGCAAUGGUUUUUAUUGCGACUAUUUCUCCCCAAACAAACCUUACAAACCAACUAUGUGGACUGAGGCAUGGACCGGCUGGUUUGAAGAAUUUGGUGGGCCGAUUCACCAUCGCCCUGUUGAAGAUCUGGCGUUUGCUGUAGCUAGGUUCAUCCAGAAAGGAGGCUCCUUCAUAAACUACUACAUGUACCAUGGAGGAACAAACUUUGGAAGAACAGCUGGAGGUCCUUUCAUUACAACCAGCUAUGACUAUGAUGCUCCAAUCGAUGAAUACGGCUUACCUAGACAGCCCAAAUACAACCAUUUAAAGGAACUCCAUAUGGCCAUAAAGCUAUGUGGGCAUGCUUUGGUCAACGCUGAUCCUAAAGUAACGAAUUUGGGAAACUACGAACAGGCGCAUGUAUUUGCUACAAAGUCAGGCCGCUGUGCAGCGUUUUUAUCGAAUUACCACUGGGACACAAGUGCAAGGGUGACAUUCAACAAAAUGCACUAUGAUCUGCCCCCUUGGUCGAUCAGCAUACUACCCGAUUGCAAGACAGUUGCGUUCAACACUGGCACUAUGAGAUCAAAAAAAUCUUUGCCACAAAUGUUGCCUACAAACGUCCCGAUGCUCUCGUGGGAGUCAUUCAAUGAGGACAUAUUCUCCAGCGAUGGCGAUGCAAGAAUUACAGUUUUUGGUCUUUUGGAGCAAUUAAAUGUCACUAGAGAUGCUAGUGACUAUCUAUGGUAUACGACCAGUGUCCAGAUAAGUCCGAGUGAAUCUUUUCUACAUGGAGGGCAGGGUCCGGUUCUCUCAGUAAAUUCCGCAGGCCACGCUUUGCAUGUUUUUGUAAAUGGAAAAUUCUUAGGAUCAGCCUUUGGAACUCAAGAAAACAAAAAAUUCACUUUCUCGAAAUCUGCCAAUUUCCACGCUGGAGUAAACAGCGUCGCGCUGCUUAGUGUGAACGUGGGGUUACCGAACAUAGGCCACCGUUUUGAAACAUGGAGCACUGGAGUCCUCGGACCUGUUACCUUACACGGGCUAGACCAUGGUACACGAGACUUGUCACGACAAAAAUGGUCUUACAAGGUUGGAAUGAAAGGAGAAGCUAUAGACUUGUAUUCGCCAAGUAAAAUAUCGUCCGUUGAUUGGAUGAAAGCACCGCUCGCAGCAAACAGGCAACAGCCACUAACGUGGUGCAAGGCAUACUUCAACGCACCAAAUGGGAACGAGCCGUUGGCUUUGGACAUGAGUAGCAUGGGAAAGGGGCAAGUGUGGAUCAACGGGCAGAGCAUCGGAAGAUACUGGACAACCUACGCGAAGGGGCAGUGCAGCGGUUGUAGGUACGAAGGAACGUAUCGACAAGAAAAGUGCCAAGAUGGAUGUGGGAAGCCAACACAAAGAUGGUACCAUGUUCCAAGGUCAUGGCUGAAGCCCACCCAAAAUUUGUUGAUUGUUUUUGAGGAAAUUGGUGGCGAUGCUUCCAAGAUUUCCCUUGUUAAAAGAUCACUUGCUUAUGUAUAGAACUUAGAUGGAUAGAUUAUUAUUAAAAAAAGCUCCAAAUUUGAAUACUCCAUUCUUUGUAAAUUAUGGAUAUUCUUGAAACACCGAUGUAAUAUGCAAGGAAAAGAGGAAUAUUUGAUUUGUAAAUUA